Messenger RNA from Rhododendron vialii, 597 nucleotides. RefSeq lists its product as uncharacterized. The record is from RefSeq and is a predicted model, not a curated record. NCBI's taxonomy places the organism in Eukaryota, Viridiplantae, Streptophyta, Magnoliopsida, Ericales, Ericaceae. The transcript has a single exon. Bases 1 to 597 code for a protein of 198 amino acids.
AUGAGGCAACCAUGGUUAGAGUGGCCAACAGGGAAGCUCGGCACAGACACUGGCCAAGAAGAUCAGAACCCAAGAAAAAAGUGCUCGUAUCAUAACGAGCUUGACCAUUACACAACGGCAUGCGCCCCGUACAAGGCACUGUUAGAGAGUUUGGCGACCCAAGGCCAUCUCGACCAGUACAUUGAUCGAACCAAAACACCCACCCGUCAACCUGCUGGAAAUCCCAACCCAAAUGAGCCGCGGCCGACGAUACACGUUAUCCACGGCCCAAUGACAAAGGAAUCUGAAACAAACCUUUGUGCUGACCUCGAUCGUGCAUCCACUUCCAAGCAGGUACUCGCUGUAGGACCUGGAUCCAAACUUCAACGUCCAGAAGAAAUGCCCAAGUGGACAAUAACUUUCACCGAGCGCGACCUCGAGCGCGUGCAAACCAUAGACUCUGACGCCCUUUUUGUGACUGUCCAAAUUGGAGUCCACGACGUUAAGCGCGUCCUCAUCGAUCAGGGAAGCCCGGCAGAGGUCAUGUGCUAUGACCUGUUCAAAAAACUUGAUCUACCAGAAUCAGCGUUGCAACCCGCUGAAGUACCUCUUAUUUGA